AUUUGUGUCCUGGAGACCCUGUCCCUGCUCUGGCCCAGGGCGCCUCCAGCCUCUGUCCUUUCUCCAGUGGUGGCAUUAAGGAUGUUUCUACCUGGGUUUGCCACCAACGGAGCUCAAGGCUGGGUUCCCCCAGUGUCUGCAGAGGGAAGAACAGGGCCCCAAAAUCCGACCUCACUGCAGACAGGACUGAGCUUCUCACUGAAUUGUCCAUUUCCCCUGUCCCUGGGGUUGCCUCAGCUCCCUUCUGCUGCACUUUCCUCCCAGUUUCAUUGCAGUAGCUUUUUGGGGGAAGGGAGUAGGGCAGGUGUGCAAAUGGAGCAGGGGAGCAGUGGGUGGGGCAGUUCCCUGGAAGGGAUCUGUGGGGCCCCUGAACCUCAGCCGCUCCCUGUUCUGUCUGCCAGCGCUACGUGGAUGGGGAGCUGGCCAUGUGGAGAGCUGACUUCGUGUCCCGCACCACCAUCACCAUCUCUGCCUUCGCCGGCGAAUACGACAUCUGCCCCAAGGAUGGCCCUGCUGCAUUCCUGACCUUCCAGCUCUCUGACUGUAUCUUACAGAUCUCAAAAAUGAACAUUUGCCGAUUACUGUACAUUUUUCUGGUUCCCAAACGUCAGGUCAUGGACCGCUUUUAUAUCCAGGGCUACCAGGACAUGAUCUCCUUCCUAAAACGCCUCAGGGAUUUCCAGGUGAAUUACUUUGAGGGCUUCACACUUUCCUUGGCUCAUGAGGAAACCCUGCACCUGAAGCCACAGCUGAGGGGUCUUCACUCCAGAGCCACAGAUCAUGAGGAUGACACCACAGAGAAUCCAGGGGUCGGCCAGACAGCAGGUGAAGAGGAAUAGGAAGCCCCACAACACCACCUUCUCCACCCCCAGGAAGGGCCAGGCUGAAGAGCAUUUCUGAGCCCGCUGCUGCCUUUGGCCCCACUUUCUGAGGAAAUGAGCAACUUGGAACCCAGCCUGAAGGCUGAGCCUGACCUGCCCCAAGGAGCACAUGGACUGUGCCAGCAAUGUCUCAGCACAGGCAGGGCCACAGCUCCCGCAUGCUUCCCAUCCUCCACCCCUGGAGGAGGCAUUCCAGGCUGCUUCUAUCCCCACUGGGUGCAGCUGGGCUUGCCACUUUGCUUCCCUGGCAUGAAACAAGCUCCUGCACCAGGUGAUUCCAGUCAAUGCCAAACUUGGUCUCUAGCCACUGCCUCUGGCAAAGCCUCCCUUGCCAUUAGCUCCAAGCUCAUGUCUCCAAGAGGAGGCAGCACCAGCUCUGCUUGCUUGAAAAGAUGAGGGAUUAAUAAACCAAAACCCAGCUGACUGGAA
Messenger RNA from Serinus canaria (Common canary), 1310 nucleotides. Its product is annotated as omega-hydroxyceramide transacylase-like. Bases 426 to 839 code for a protein of 137 amino acids. Lineage: Eukaryota; Metazoa; Chordata; Aves; Passeriformes; Fringillidae. The transcript is spliced from 4 exons. Gene Ontology annotation, biological process: lipid homeostasis; triglyceride catabolic process. Gene Ontology annotation, molecular function: triacylglycerol lipase activity. The record is from RefSeq and is a predicted model, not a curated record. Gene Ontology annotation, cellular component: lipid droplet; cytoplasm; membrane.